UUUGAUCGUGCACGAACACGAACACAGCCCCGAGUCUCUCUUCACCGCCGCGCGAUGAGUUUUGCUUGCUUGUGCGCAACUCAGCCAGACAAGCAGAAGCAAGCACUGGAAGCUAUAGCGAGAAAUUAGCGAAAUUAUAAUUUCGCUAAUUUCUCGCACUGGAAUUAAAAUUCUUAUUGAAUCUUGCUCUAGCGCCCGAUGACUACGUAGCGCUGGCUCUUUCAGUUCAACCUGCUAAUUUUUUCCGCCAAUAAAUAAUAAUCAAUACAUAAUUUUGACUGCCUUAUUGGCGUGGAAAAUGAGGGGGGGACAUAGGAGGACACCCUACGCAAAAAAUGCCAGUGUACGCAGUGCAGACAGUCGUAGUAGGUGUGCAGUGAAAGGGUUGCCAUAUACUACUUAACAAACUGAAAAUGAGCCAAGACGAUUUAUUGUCGCACCAGCAGAGUUUGGGCCAACUCAGCCAGGCGCCGUCGGCUUUGAACGUUUCUGCCUCUCCGCGGCGCCCUCUGUCUCUCCACAUCUCUUCAAACCCUGGCUCGCCGCACCCACCCCCGCGCUCCAACACGGGCAGGGUCAACAGCCUUCGAAAGGCGGCCCUCGUCCUUCGAGCCACUCAGUCGACGGCCUCUCUGCAAUCAUCCGUCUGGCCGGCGCCCUCGAGGUCACAGUCGGCACUUGUCCUGCAACCGCCUCCAUCAGCCAUACCUGCCACCCCUUGUUGUAAUUGCUGCUGCGGUCACCCUGACGGAGUUCUUCCGCAGUACAUCAGGAGCCCUAGUUUUACUUCAGCCGAGGAUGACCCUGAAAAGCAAUCCAAUGUGGAUGGCACUCUCACACCAACAGGAUUAUCAUGGAGACGGCUGCAUGUAAGCAGAGCUAAAUUGAAGGCUACAUCGACAACUUCAGAAUUACUUUCUGGUUUUGCAAUGGUCGCAAUGGUUGAGCUGCAAAUCAACACUCCAACCAAUGUUCCAGAGUGGAUGUUUAUCCUGUUCUCCGUGUGCACCACUGUUCUUGUGGCGGUCCACAUUUUUGCCCUCAUGAUUGCCACAUACAUUCUGCCGAACAUAGACGCCAUCACUCGCCUCCAUGCUUCGGAAUUGGUGCUCGAGAGUCCACAUGAAAAGAUGCGUUUCUUCAUUGAGUUGGCUUGGGGCCUUUCGACUGUCCUCGGUCUCUUCCUCUUUCUGGUUGAAGUGGCCAUUCUCUGUUGGGUCAAAUUCUGGGAUUAUUCCUUCGCCUCAGCAGUUGCUUCGACAGCAAUUGCGGUUCCUUCACUACUAAUCUUUAUUGGGUUUGCGGUCCAUUUUUACCACACUUUAGUCGUUCACAAAUGUAAAGCAUCGGAUUUGGACCUGCAAGCCCUGGAGAAGAUGAAGACAGACCUUGAAAAUAAACUUAAACAGGAAGGUGCUGCACUACCGACUAAUAAACCAGAAGAAAAAUUCAGCUUCCCGCCAGGAUACAACAACGUUUAAUUAUAAUAUUUAAAACACCUUUCAAUUGUAAUAAAUAAUAAAUUGUAUAAUUAUGUAAUAUAAUUUCAAAAUUAAUUCUUCCCAGUGAAAUAUUUAUGUCUUAAAAAUAUGUUUUUCAAUUAUUUUUGUCAGAACGCCAGCUAUUAAAAUUAAGACCGGAGUUAAUUAAAUAUUGCGCUACAAAUUUUACGAGCACCUCUCUUCCUAGAUGAAAAGAAUUCUAUUCUCAAAAGUUGCGCCACUCUCCACUUGAUUAGCUAAUUGGUGCUAAAUUUGCCAGUGCGGUGCUAAAAAGGUGUCUGAAGAAUUUUAACUGCGUAGCAGCUUAUUUUCAUUCAGCAGCCAUGCAAGCGUCAGAAGCUAAUGCUCAGAGUCUCCCAAACCCAUUUCAUUGGCCAAACAAUGACCCAGGAAGAAUGGAAGCCGGUCUUAUUGAACCCGUCAAUUUCAAAUCAAAAGAAGCAUGCCUUCUUGAAACUCCUGUAGGGUUAGCUUGGAGGCGCCUUCAUUACGGCACUGCUAAAUUGGAAGGGGUGCACGGAUCAGCUCACUUGCUGGCUUUCUUUGCUAUGGAAGCUAUGGCGGAACUGCAAGUGAGUGUCCCAUCUGGAGCUCCUGGGUGGCUUUUCUCUCUUUACGCCGUAAACACAGUCCUCCUGAUAGCCUUAAACAUAUUUGCCCUGAUGGUCAGCACCUGCCUUCUUCCCCGAAUGAGCGCCAUUUCUGAAGAAUAUGACAUCAAGAACUUGCGGGUGGUUCCCAACUUUUCUCCUCACGACCGUCUGCACAACCUGGUUUCCCUGAGCGCUGGACUUGCUCAUGUUUUUGGGCUUUUUCUAUUCCUACUUGAAAUAAUUCUCCUGAACUGGGUUAAGUUUUGGGACUUCUCACUGCCGGCUGCUUUUGCAGGAUCCGUAACCAUGGUGCCUUUCCUGGUCCUGUUCACACUUGCCGUGUUCCACUUUCGAAGAACUUUGGCCAAGCAUCGUGCUCAAAACACCUGCAGCACCAGGCUUUUGGUGAAGUUUGAGAAUUCCGUGUGAGAAAAUAUAUCUUAGUUCAUUUUGUUCCUCUUA
Molecule: messenger RNA, 2557 nt
Organism: Neocloeon triangulifer
Lineage: Eukaryota; Metazoa; Arthropoda; Insecta; Ephemeroptera; Baetidae
Product: calcium release-activated calcium channel protein 1-like
Exons: 7
Coding region: 414-1481 (355 amino acids)
Biological process (GO): store-operated calcium entry
Cellular component (GO): membrane
Molecular function (GO): store-operated calcium channel activity
Source: RefSeq, a predicted model, not a curated record